AGGAUGUUUACCUGAAACAACUGAGAUCAACCCAUAAAUGAACUGACACAAAUCUCUAAUAUCCUACUUUUCCAUCUUCAUCCUACGUCAGUGUGAUUACGGCUAAUCUCUAAAUAAUGCUUGAAGUUUUGAGUGCUUCAUCCCUUCUUUUUGGAGCUGGACUUUUGCCUCUCAUCUUCUACAAAGGCAAAGAGCACAGCGCUCAUCCAUACUUCAAUUAUGUGCUAAGUUUUGGCCUCUCAAUUCUGCUAGGUGACGUAUUUUUACACCUGUUACCAGAAGCAUGGCUUUUAGAGGCGACCACCCCCGACACAGCUCUCAUGGACUUUGUGCCUAGGUCUAACACCACUGUCUUACUAGGUAUUGUACUGUUCUUCACAUUAGACCGGCUACUUGGGGACGUUGUGGGCUAUUUAACAGUCUGCUCGAACACUAUAGACAACUUCCUGCACGGCCUUGCUAUAGCCGUAGCGUUCAAUGUCAGCCAAACCACUGGCUGGCUCACCACCGCAGGGAUACUACUACACGAGCUGCCUCACGAGGUGACUGACUACGCCCUGUUAGCAAAGUCAGGGUUCUCCCGCCGACAAGUAACACUAGCACAGCUGUGGACGUGUUUCAGUGGUAUUCUGGGCAGUAUUACGGGCAUCAUCUUCGAUAAGUCCUUCUGUUGUCAGGCGGUUGUUUUACCACUGACGUCCGGGAUAUUCCUCUACGUGUCUCUCACCUCCUUAAUACCCUCCCUCCUUCAAGCUACACCUAAACAAUCCAUCGUACAAACUAUUGUCGUUAUUUGUGGACUGUUACUUACUUACACUGUAGCCCAUUAAAAUUAACUUGAAUAUUAAUUUCUUAAAUUUCAGUAAUGUUAUUGUUUUCCAGCACAUUCUAUUUUUGUAGUUACCAACAAGAUUAUUGUACGUGAUGUAAAUCAGGUCUUUGGGUAAUGUGAACAAUCUUCAGAGUAAAGGGAGGUGUUUUAUAUUUGUGGCUCGCUACUUGCUAGUAUGUAAUGUUGGAGAGGCUUUUGAAAUGAUUUAUUAUUAUUAAGUUGAUUGAAAAUAAAGAAUUUUAUUUUGUGUCUACGGUCUAAGGUAGAUUCCUUAACCAAAAUUAGGUUAAGAAUCCAUCUGGAUUAAUUGUUCAAUAAAGUCAAGGUGUUCUGAUAGCUGUACAGUGUACAGUGUACAAUGUACAAUGUACAAUGUACAGGCAUAAACAUUUUAACUUACCCAGAUUAUAGUAAUUAAGUUAUUUUUAGUACACGUGCUUAAACCAAUUAUUCCAGCCUUGUAUCUGGAACCUCUAAUUCCUUGCUUUGUUAAUUAAGGUAUGAUUAUUAUUGGAGUGAUAGUUGAAUAUCAGAAAGGUUGGGUUUAAAACAUUUAAAAGCGCAAAAAUGAAUGUAUGUAUUGCAAAGUAUAAAACUAGCAUCGAAAUAGACUUUAAAUAUUAAAUUUGACAUUUGCAGUGCUGUUUUAGAUAAAUGUACUUUUUAAACAUAUCGAUUUACAUUAAAGGGGGUGUUUAUUUUGUGUAACGUUGGGUUAGUUUUGUUUUAAAUGUUCUUAGUGUAAUAAAGUGUUAUCAUAUGCAUAUCACGAUCAAACAUAAAUAUUAAAUCAUAUUUUUUUUUC
Molecule: messenger RNA, 1637 nt
Organism: Bolinopsis microptera
Lineage: Eukaryota; Metazoa; Ctenophora; Tentaculata; Lobata; Bolinopsidae
Product: zinc transporter ZIP13-like
Exons: 5
Coding region: 117-830 (237 amino acids)
Biological process (GO): intracellular zinc ion homeostasis; zinc ion transmembrane transport
Cellular component (GO): membrane
Molecular function (GO): zinc ion transmembrane transporter activity
Source: RefSeq, a predicted model, not a curated record